GGAAGCUAUCUCUUUAAGAAGUACACUCCUGUUGCACCGGGAGGCUGGUGUUUUUCCACUCUCACUGAUAUCACACGCGCGCCCGUUAUAAGGAACUGGAGUCCGGAAAAUAAAAAAACGCGUGCGAAUUAUUGUGUUGCGAGCGCUCCGUUACCUACUCUCCGCACAACAAGUAAAAGGCAAGAAGGGAAGGACCGAAGAGCACAAUAAAGUAGUCGACAGCAUGGCCCAAAAAGAGAAGCUCCAGUAUUUGAAGGACUUCCAUAAGGACACGCUGAAGCCGUCUCCGGGUAAGAGUCCCGGCUCGCGGCCAGAGGACGAGGCGGAGGGCAAGCCUGCACAACGUGAGAAAUGGGCAAGCAAGAUGGACUUUCUGUUGUCUGUGGCCGGGGGCUUCGUGGGCUUAGGGAACGUCUGGCGUUUCCCUUACCUCUGCUACAAGAAUGGCGGAGGUGCAUUUCUCAUCCCCUACUUCAUCUUUCUGUUUGGUGGAGGGCUGCCUGUGUUUUUCCUGGAGGUAGCCCUCGGUCAGUACACUUCUGAGGGAGGCAUCACCUGCUGGGAAAAACUGUGUCCCAUUUUCACUGGCAUCGGCUAUGCCUCCAUUGUGAUCGUCUCCCUGCUUAAUAUCUACUACAUCGUGAUCCUGGCCUGGGGGCUCUAUUACCUCCUGCAGUGUUUCCAGCCAACACUGCCCUGGGCUACGUGCAGGCACAGCUGGAACACUGACACCUGUGUGGAGGACACUGUGCGCAAGAACAAAAGCCUUUGGCUGGUGGCUAACGGCACCAACAGCACCAGCGUGGCUGCUGCUACUCUCAACUUCACCUCACCUGUUACGGAGUUCUGGGAGCAUAAUGUGUUGUCCAUCUCCUCUGGCAUUGAUGAGAUUGGCCCCAUCAAGUGGGACCUGGCCCUGUGCCUGCUGGCCGUGUGGGUCAUCUGCUUCUUCUGCAUCUGGAAGGGGGUCAAGUCCACCGGCAAGGUGGUGUACAUCACGGCCACGUUCCCCUUCGUCAUGCUCCUGGUGCUUCUGAUCCGCGGGGUCACACUGCCGGGCGCCUCAGAGGGCAUCAAGUUCUACUUGUACCCUGACCUGGAACGCUUGAAGGACCCAGAGGUCUGGAUCGAUGCAGGAACUCAGAUUUUCUUUUCUUAUGCCAUUUGUCUGGGGGCAAUGACAUCACUGGGGAGCUAUAAUAAGUACAAAUACAACUGCUACAGGGACUGUCUGCUGCUGGGAUGCCUCAACAGCGGAACAAGCUUUGUGUCUGGCUUUGCUAUAUUCUCCGUCCUGGGCUUCAUGGCACAAGAGCAAGGGGUGGCCAUCUCAGAUGUGGCAGAGUCAGGUCCUGGGCUUGCUUUCAUUGCCUACCCUAAAGCAGUAUCAAUGAUGCCCAUGCCGUCCUUCUGGGCCAUCCUCUUCUUCAUCAUGCUGCUGCUGCUGGGAUUGGACAGCCAGUUUGUAGAAGUGGAAGGCCAGAUCACGUCACUGGUGGAUCUGUACCCCUCCCUCCUACGGAAGGGCUAUCGUCGAGAGAUCUUCAUCGCUGUGAUUUGCUUCAUUAGUUAUCUACUGGGGCUCACCAUGGUCACCAAAGGUGGCAUGUUCGUGUUUCAGCUAUUUGACUACUAUGCAGCCAGCGGUGUGUGCCUAUUAUGGGUUGCAUUCUUUGAAUGUAUUGCUGUAGCCUGGGUUUAUGGCGCUGAUAAUUUCUACGAUGCGAUUGAGGACAUGAUUGGAUACAGACCAAACCCAUGGAUGAAAUGGAGCUGGGCUGUGGUCACACCAGUCUUGUGCGUGGGUUGUUUUGCCUUUUCUCUGGUGAAGUACAAGCCUCUGACGUACAACAAGGUGUAUGAAUACCCUCAGUGGUCCAUCGGUGUGGGCUGGACUCUUGCACUGGCCUCUAUGGUGUGCAUCCCAAUGGUGGUGGUCAUCAAGAUCCUGCAGUCCGACGGGUCUCUGAUUGAGCGCAUCAAGGCAGUGGCCGCUCCGGUGGCGGGCUGGGCGAGCUCUCGAACCAAAGAGAACGGCCUGAAGAACAGUGAGCUCCUGCACCCGCUGGACCCCAGCGGCGCCAUCGCGCUCACCAAACCCACCCACACCAUCGUCGAGACCACCAUGUAACGUCGCCCCCGAAACGACACACUCACGCGCCCGUUUCCCCGUCGCCAUCGUAGAAAAAAAAAAUACUUUUUAGCCCUCUCUAUGAGAGAACCCCACAUCCCUCCUUUUGCUUCCCCCUCUUGUGUGUGCCCCCCCCUGCUCCCUAUCAUGCCCCCCCCAGCUAUUCUCUACCUCCCCUUCCCUGCUGAAUUAGGCCCAGGUGUAACUUCUGUGUGUGCACUAGGAAUACUCUGGCUAGUAUUUGUACUAAGGGUCGUGUGUAUUUAUGAUACACUCUUACGUGAUCUUGUGUACUCUGUACUCUCUAGGUUUUUUUUGUUUUUGUUUUUGUUCUCUGGCCUUUUUUAAUUUGUAAGAGAUAGUGUUUCCGUAGUGAGCUUCAUUCUUGGAUAUCAGGCAGUAUUUGCUUUAAACGACUGUGCUGCUUAACCACUUUACUGUAGAAGACUGGAAAGAGUUUGGUGGAGAUGUGGGGAAGUUGUAGGUCGGAAUAAGCAGUAGGGCAGAACUAUAUACCGUAGGUUUCCAGAUAGCUGUGGAAAAGAUUAAUGUCCUCGCAUAGUUUUGUGGCAGUAUAUCCUCGUAACCUGAAGAGGCUGUUUCUGAUUUGUCGUCGUGAUUUUUGAAACUGAAUGUACAGUACCUCCACCUUAACCGGUGGAAGCGCAGUCCAUACACACACAAGACAAACAGACAAAACACACAAGCACACACACACGCACACACACACACAAGCUUCACACCUAAUGAAGUUGGAGCAUCCUCCUGCACACACUUACUAUAGACUGAAUGUAUCAUUUCAGCCUACAUAUUUCAUCAACAUUCGCCUCAUUCGAUGUCAAUGCAACCACCUCCUCUGCUCUCCUCUCUGAAAUACAGUAAUCAACAAUAUAACUUUUUGUAUGUAUGUGAAUAAUGUUUGUGCUGUGGUUUUCCAGUUUAGAUCUCAGACUCUGUGUUGAAACCCUUCAAAACCUUUUUCUGAUCCCCCUAAUCCACUCUCAGCCCAACAACACCACACACACAUGGUUCCAUUGUUCUGACUUCUGAAUCUGGCUUACUGUCCUCUCAGUGCAAGUACAUGCUUUUUGUAGUAUUCAGUUUGUUUUAAAUCAUAAUAUGCCUUUUGUAUAAGCCAUUUUAUACCUUACAAGAUGUGAGCUAUGCCAGUUAUAACCUAUUUUUUUCUGAAUACUUUCAUAGAUGUUGUAUUUAAAUAUGGGAUAAAAUAAGAAUCAAUACCACGGGCAGUUUGUGAUAUUUGUAAUGGCUUUGGCUUUUACCCUGAGCCCUGUCACAAGGGCCGUCCUACUGUACUGCUGGAGCGGGAAGACUGCGUAACCCCAGCAACUGUGUCCCAUGAUUUCCCCUUGUGCACAUUUGCCCAGCUGGCACCGUGCAUAACAAACACACAUACUCCCAAAGGAUCCAAACAUUAACUAAAUUGUUUUUAUGUCAACAGAGAAAAAAUACAUGUGAACCAAAGUAGAUUUGUUACAGAUUCAGCCCCUUCAAGAUGCAUAUUGCAUCUGUGUUAUUCGAAAAAAAAUAAAGGUUUUUUUGCGCUAAACUGAA
Messenger RNA from Sardina pilchardus (European sardine), 3706 nucleotides. It is a transcript of the gene slc6a6a, whose product is annotated as solute carrier family 6 member 6a. Bases 224 to 2131 code for a protein of 635 amino acids. Gene Ontology annotation, molecular function: gamma-aminobutyric acid:sodium:chloride symporter activity; taurine:sodium symporter activity. Gene Ontology annotation, biological process: neurotransmitter transport; sodium ion transmembrane transport; taurine transmembrane transport. The transcript is spliced from 15 exons. Gene Ontology annotation, cellular component: plasma membrane. Lineage: Eukaryota; Metazoa; Chordata; Actinopteri; Clupeiformes; Clupeidae. The record is from RefSeq and is a predicted model, not a curated record.